Molecule: messenger RNA, 1445 nt
Organism: Cadophora gregata
Lineage: Eukaryota; Fungi; Ascomycota; Leotiomycetes; Helotiales; Ploettnerulaceae
Exons: 1
Coding region: 145-1101 (318 amino acids)
Source: RefSeq, a predicted model, not a curated record
CUAUUCUUCCACAAAUGUGGCCAUUCUGAACGCAUCGCUCGGCAUGCACCUGAAUGCUCCACAAUUGGCAAAUCACCUGGCAGAGAAGGUGUGCUAGAGGUAGAUCGUAACAUCGUAUUGUUGAAACCAAGAACUACCUCUGCGAUGCAAAGCAUGAACCUUGGUCCAGUCGAGGGCAUGUGUCGAGUAGCCAUGUCCGGUAUAUCAUGCAGACCCUGGUCUUGCAAGUUCUGCUCCGCAGAUGGAAGUUCAACGAGACACCCAAGAGGGUGUCUUGCCCCGGAAGAGCUUCAGGAACGUCGCCGUAUCUGGCUUGAUUGCUUGAAGUAUGGUGAUGUAUACCACAGGACAGAUGACCUCAAGCGCAGGAUCAAACAAUGUGAGCACAUUAUUCCGCGACAGCGAUUGGAAGCUGAGCUGCAAAGGUUGGAGGUCGCUCAUGAGGAACGCAAACAGGGCCGGAAAAGAACCUGGUUCGAUGGACUCUCCCGUCGUCAUCGACGUCAAAUCGAAAAGGGGAUUCCAGCUGUGAAGCGAACCUACGUUUGUCCUGGAACAGAGGCCAUGGUUGGUGCAGGUAAUAUCUUCCAGGAAAUUGAUCCAGCAUCCUUGACUGAAGAAGGUGACUGUGGAGUCUGUCGUUACCCUUUGAACGAUCUUGACCGUCGCAUUGCAAAAAUACCCUGCGGUCAUAUCUACCAUCUCGAAGACGGCUGCAUCGUUCCGUGGUUCACAUCAGGCCACAUAGACUGUCCAUACUGCAGAACGCGAUUCGAUCUCAGGCAAAUUCCUCCCAGUUGGGAUGAUGCCCGGUACGUAUUUCCUCCUGAUUACUCGUUCCCCACUGUGUUCGAUGGUUACAUCGAGCAUCUGGAAGACUGGAGAGAGGAUGAGAUCAACUGCGAUGACACCGAUAGUGAGCCAGAGUCAUGGUUUUCCGAAAGUGAUGAAUGCGAGGAUUUUGAUGACGACCAGGACGACCUGGACGACCAGGAUGGCGCCGACGACGACGAGGACGACGAUGAUGAUGAGGACGAUGCAGUUGAAAUAGAUCGUAUUGCCGUAAGUAUUUCUCAAAACUGUAGUGGUAGCAAUAUAUAAUCUACUCGGCCUUUUCUGAGACCUAUGACUAUUUGAAUUGAAAGAGUGGUUUGGUAUGUCUUGUGAGCGCUUCUUGGUGGGUGGAGCGCAAAUAAUUGGGAUGCAAUCUUAUUCAGGUAGUCACCCGUGUUGCUCAGACUAUUAUGCGGCUCAAUGUCUCGGAUUGCUAGACAAGAUAAUCCAAGUCAUUAUUUUUAAAGGGGCCUAAAUACUUACCUUCGACUGUUUGUUGAUAUGUCUCGGGAUAAGGUACAUAAGCGAGAACUGGGGAGGUCACAGAUCCUUUGGGAACCGGUUUGUGUAACGAGUGAAAUAGAAGGAGAAACAGGCUAGCACAAUAAAUA